Messenger RNA from Brassica oleracea var. oleracea, 528 nucleotides. RefSeq lists its product as uncharacterized. The transcript is spliced from 4 exons. The coding region runs from base 94 to 528 and encodes 144 amino acids. NCBI's taxonomy places the organism in Eukaryota, Viridiplantae, Streptophyta, Magnoliopsida, Brassicales, Brassicaceae. The record is from RefSeq and is a predicted model, not a curated record.
GUUUCGUUGUGAGAGGCGAUUUCUCGUGCGACGCCGUCUCCCGGAGGUUUUCUCGUUCUAAUCGACGACGGAGUGUCUUCUCCACUUGCUCAGAUGGAUCCCUCAGAAGAGAGAAAGCAUUCAAAGAGGCAAAAGGACUACAUCAACAUGCUUUCAUACACUUGCGAUUCAGAAUACGGGAUUCCGAGAAGGUGUUCCUGUGGUGGGAGAAUCAUCGACGAGGUUCGAGUGAAGCAGGAGUACGACACUCUUCCUGGGAAGCGUUUCUUCACCUGCGCCAACUACGAGGCUGAUGGGUUUCACUAUCGUCAGCCUUGGGUGAUUGGUGUCCAGGAGCAGAUCGAAAGCUUGACUAAGCGUCUGGAGGAGGCUGAGGAGGUGAUGAAGUUCGUACCGAGUCUGAAAAAUCAGAUUGAGACACUAGAGGCACAGGCUAAAGGGCUCACUCGGCAGGUUGAUCGCCUCACUGCGGAGGUUUAUAACCUCACGGUGCAAGUAGCUGACCUGGAGAAGCUUUGCUUCGAUUAA